UCACCCAUUUGCAUUACCCUACGAAGCCUAGAAUCAAAGCGCCUCUCUUCGACAGUUCGUCGUCUCUAAAGUAGAUUCUGCAACAACACAAAGCAAAACAGCGUACAAUUUGGUCUCUGCACUUCUAACCGGAAUCAUGGGGGACCUCUCGUCGAACAAUACCACCGGAGAGGUUCGGACAGCGCCGAAGGUCCCGAUCGCCGGCAAGAGAAACAUACUCAUCACUAGUGCCUUGCCUUAUGUCAAUAACGUUCCUCACCUUGGCAAUAUCAUUGGCUGUGUAUUGAGCGCUGAUGUUUUUGCUCGAUAUUGUCGUCUUCGAGGAUACAAUGCCAUAUACGUAUGUGGAACUGAUGAGUAUGGAACAGCAACUGAGACAAAGGCAAUGGAGGAGAAUUGUACACCUAAAGAAAUUUGUGACAAGUACCAUGCAAUUCACAAGGAAGUAUAUAAGUGGUUUAAUAUUAGUUUUGAUGAAUUUGGACGUACUUCGACUCCACAGCAGACAGAAGUUUGCCAAACAAUUUUUAAAAAGUUGUUGGAGAAUAAUUGGCUUUCUGAAAACACAAUGCAGCAGCUUUACUGUGAUACAUGCAAAAGGUUCUUAGCUGAUCGGCUUGUAGAGGGUACUUGUCCUACUGAAGGGUGCAAUUAUGAUUCUGCACGAGGAGAUCAAUGUGAAAAGUGUGGAAAGCUGUUGAAUCCAACAGAAUUAAAAGAUCCUAAAUGCAAGGUCUGUCGAAACACUCCACGCAUUCGUGAUACAAAUCAUUUGUUUCUCGAGCUUCCUCUGCUAAAGGAUAAAUUGGUACAAUAUAUUGAGAACAUGUCCGUAGCUGGAUCCUGGACUCAGAAUGCUAUUCAGGCUACAAAUGCAUGGUUGAAAGAAGGACUAAAGUCACGAUGUAUUACUAGGGAUCUGAAAUGGGGAGUUCCAGUUCCACAUGAGAAAUUUAAGGACAAGGUUUUCUAUGUAUGGUUUGAUGCACCUAUUGGAUAUGUCUCGAUCACGAAGUGUUACACUCCUGACUGGGAGAAGUGGUGGAAGAAUCCUGAAAACGUGGAGCUGUAUCAAUUCAUGGGGAAGGAUAACGUACCAUUCCACACUGUGAUGUUUCCAUCUACUCUUCUUGGAACUGGUGAAAAUUGGACCUUGAUGAAGACCAUAAGUGUUACGGAAUACUUAAACUAUGAAGCAGGGAAGUUUUCCAAGAGCAAAGGCAUAGGAGUUUUUGGUAAUGACGCAAAAGAUACAAACAUUCCUGUAGAAGUGUGGAGAUAUUAUUUAUUAACUAACAGGCCAGAGGCAUCUGACACACUAUUUACGUGGUCCGAUUUGCAAGCAAAACUUAACAGUGAGUUGCUCAAUAAUUUGGGCAACUUUAUCAAUCGGGUUUUGAGUUUUAUUGCUAAACCUUCAGGCACAGGAUAUGGAUCCAUCAUUCCAGAAUCUCCAAAUGCUGACUCACAUCCCCUGACAAAGAAAUUGGCUCAAGAAGUUGGUAAAUAUGUGGAGCAAUAUGUUGAAGCUAUGGAGAAGGUUAAAUUAAAGCAAGGACUGAAAACUGCAAUGAGCAUUUCUAGCGAAGGGAAUGCAUAUUUGCAAGAAAGCCAAUUCUGGAAGCUUUACAAAGAAGACCAGCCUUCAUGUAACAUAGUUAUGAGGACCUCUGUAGGACUUGUGUAUCUUCUUGCAUGUUUAUUAGAACCUUUCAUCCCAUCUUUCUCUCUUGAGGUUUUCAAGCAGCUUAAUUUGUCUCCUGAACAAGCUUCACUUUCUGAUGAAAAAGGAGAUAUUGAUAAGGCAAAGAGACCUUGGGAGUUUGUACCUCCCAAUCAUAAAAUUGGACCACCAGAGCCAUUGUUCAAAGAAUUGAAAGAUGAAGAAGUAGAUUUCUUCAGGAAGAAAUUCGCUGGAAGUCAAGCUGAGAGGGCAGAAGCUGAAGCAGCAAAGGUUGCUGAGCAACUGAAGAAGACAAAAGUUUCAGACAGUGGAAAGAAGCAACAGACUAAAAAACCAGCUGCCCAAGCCAAAUCAAAGAGCACUGUCGAACCAGAAAUUUCGAUCACAAGACUUGAUAUUCGUGUUGGUCUAAUUACGAAAGCUCAGAAACAUCCUGAUGCUGAUUCUCUCUAUGUAGAAGAAAUUGAUCUGGGAGGAGAGACUAGAACAGUCGUUAGUGGACUUGUCAAGUAUAUACCUCUAGAAGAGAUGCAGAAUCGGAAGGUCUGUGUUCUUUGCAACUUAAAGCCAGCAACCAUGAGGGGUAUUAAGUCACAAGCUAUGGUUCUUGCCGCUUCCAACAGUGACCACACCAAGGUGGAGUUGGUCGAACCACCUGCAUCUGCUGCUGUUGGAGAGAGAGUUACAUUCCCUGGGUUUGAAGGUGAGCCCGAUGAUGUCCUAAACCCUAAGAAGAAGGUUUGGGAGACGCUGCAAGUGGAUCUCCAAACUAACGCGGAUCUAGUAGCGUGCUAUAAGGAUACUCCAUUAACCACAUCUGCUGGAGUAUGCAAGGUUGCAUCCAUUGGAAGUGGUUCAAUCAGGUAGGUAGAUACCUUAAAAGUAUUGACGAGUCAGAAAACCCCAGAUUUUGUCUCGCUUUUUUUUUUUUUUUUAAGUUUGCCAUAGCAUUUUCAAUUUCUUGUAAAAAUGACUUUUUCCUUGUAAUGUACUGUGUAAAAUGCUACAUGUAUUGCUACGUUUAUAAUGGUUGAGUUGGAUUCUCAAUUGGCAGCUCGCAAGAAUAAAAAAAAAAAAAUCUGAAUUACUGGUA
This is a messenger RNA of Jatropha curcas, 2777 nucleotides long. Its product is annotated as methionine-tRNA ligase, putative / methionyl-tRNA synthetase, putative / MetRS. Gene Ontology annotation, biological process: methionyl-tRNA aminoacylation. Gene Ontology annotation, cellular component: aminoacyl-tRNA synthetase multienzyme complex; cytosol. The record is from RefSeq and is a predicted model, not a curated record. Gene Ontology annotation, molecular function: tRNA binding; methionine-tRNA ligase activity; ATP binding. Lineage: Eukaryota; Viridiplantae; Streptophyta; Magnoliopsida; Malpighiales; Euphorbiaceae.